UCGCUCCUUGGAGGCCACACUGAGGGAGCGUCGCGAAAGUUGCCCGUUUAGGAACUCUCCCAUUUGGCUCUGCAAAGGGAAGAAUUGGUUAAAUAGUUCCACUGAAAAUAAUGCGAUUCAAAUUUCUCAUUUUCCAAGAACGCUCCCUUCCUGAAGCUUGGAAGGGCACGGGACUCUCUCUCCUUGAUCCUGAAACGUGCAUCAGGUAGAUAACCUCCUGAUGCCUGACAGUCUCCGCCUGUUUUGAUGCCCCGCCCCCUCUGCUGGAGUCCGAGCCGCCGAUUGGCUAGGAGCACUUGAACGGCGGAAGCAGCUGGCUCGCGCGGGGACUGCGGUGAGGGGGCGAGCCGUGAAGAUGGCGGCAGUGGUGGAGGUGGAGGUUGGAGGUGGUGCUGCUGGGGAUCGGGAGCUGGAUGAGGUUGAUAUGUCAGAUCUCUCUCCAGAGGAGCAAUGGAGGGUCGAGCAUGCACGCAUGCAUGCCAAGCACCGUGGCCACGAAGCUAUGCAUGCUGAAAUGGUCCUCAUCCUCAUCGCUACCUUGGUGGUGGCCCAGCUGCUCCUGGUGCAGUGGAAACAGAGGCACCCACGCUCCUACAAUAUGGUGACCCUCUUUCAUUUUUUUUUUGUUCCCCUCUAUUUCACAGUGAAGCUGCACUGGUGGAGGUUCCUAGUGAUCUGGAUCUUGUUCUCUGCUGUCACAGCCUUUGUCACCUUCCGAGCCACCCGAUUUUUUUUUGUACAGACAACCCCAAGGUUGGUUUAUAAGUGGUUCCUGCUAAUCUAUAAAAUCAGUUAUGCCACUUUUUUUUUUGGCUACAUGGCUGUCAUGUUUACCCUCUUUGGUCUUAACUUAUUAUUCAGGAUCAAACCUUUUUUUUUCAUGGACUUUGGCAUCUCCCUUCUCUUCUAUGGCCUCUACUAUGGAGUUUUUUUUUGGGACUUUGCAGAAAUGUGUGCAGACUACAUGGCAUCUACCAUAGGUCGGUGCUCAGCUUCCACGAGUUCUGCAUCCGCGGCUGGUGCAUCGUGGGAAAGAAGCAGACGUGUCCCUACUGCAAAGAGAAGGUAG
This is a messenger RNA of Cercocebus atys (sooty mangabey), 1069 nucleotides long. It is a transcript of the gene RNF121, whose product is annotated as ring finger protein 121. Bases 356 to 1069 code for a protein of 237 amino acids. Gene Ontology annotation, cellular component: endoplasmic reticulum membrane; Golgi membrane. The record is from RefSeq and is a predicted model, not a curated record. Gene Ontology annotation, molecular function: ubiquitin protein ligase activity; metal ion binding. The transcript is spliced from 8 exons. NCBI's taxonomy places the organism in Eukaryota, Metazoa, Chordata, Mammalia, Primates, Cercopithecidae.